This is a messenger RNA of Racocetra fulgida, 204 nucleotides long. NCBI's taxonomy places the organism in Eukaryota, Fungi, Glomeromycota, Glomeromycetes, Diversisporales, Gigasporaceae. The record is from the annotation of a GenBank genome assembly.
AUGGAUAUUGCAGGACGGGGGGGCGGAUUGGUCAUUGUUGCAGGUAGUGGAGGAUACGGUGAAGCAGACGAACUAGACAUUAUUGCUAAGUGUGGAGCAACUGCACUAUUCAAAGGAAUGGCUCGGCUCCGAGAGGACACAGAAUUAGAAGUAGUGGUAGUAUUUGUCAUUAACGGUGGUAUAGCAGUAAAAUUUUACGAAUAA